UUUGUUCGUCUGCAUAUAAGCGGUUCAUUGCGAGACAACAAUCCAUACAAUAAUUUGCUAGACGUCUGAGCAGUAGAGAGUUCUUACUGUACAUUGGCCCACUCUUUGGUCUUGCGUUAAUUAAUAUCAAAUAAAAUGUUCGACCUGUCGGCAACAUCUGUGUUUCUAGGAGUGGUGAUUUUUCUCCUCUGCUUAUGGGUCGUCCGGAGACCUAAGAACCUCCCUCCUGGGCCAUGGUCGCUCCCAAUCAUCGGGUAUAACUUCAAACCAGGUCUUAUCCACGAAGCCUACAUGGAUCUGGCUAAGAAGUACGGCCCUAUUUUCAGUUUGCGGAGAGGUUCGUUUGUCUUCGUUGUUCUAAACGACAGGGAGAGUAUCACACAGGCUCUGGUAAAGUCAGGAGAAUUCUUCUCGGAUCGGUUUGUACCGGGACACUUUAAUUGGGCAAUACCGGAUCCUGGAAAGAAAGCUACAAUUUCUUUUAGUAAUGGCAAACCAUGGGUCGACUUACGGAAGUUCUCUCUUCCUGCCCUGCGCUCCUUUGGAUUUGGGAAGCAGAGCCUGGUACCUCAGAUUAAUCUGGAGGCACGUUACCUGUCAGAGGAAAUCAGAAAUCUUCGAGGAGAGCCCACAGAUUUAGCAAUCACAUUCAGUAAGGCAACCGCGAAUAUCAUUUGUCAACUUCUAUUUAGUCGGCGAUACGAAUACAGUGAUGGCGAGAUGAGCAAGGUUCUUAAGGAUAAUGAAGAAAUUCUCUCCCUCAUUCCUGAAACUGAUCUAGUGAACAUCUUCGAACCACUCAUACAUACUUCAAAUCAAAGAUACAAGCGCUACCGUGAAGCUAAUUUCGCCAACAGGGAUUUCAUUAUGUCCCAUCUGAACAGCCAUCGAGAAACCUUUCAAAAAGACAACAUCCGAGACUUCACUGACGCGUUCUUAGCAGACGAUAUAUCCAAGGAAUUCGAGUUGGAGCAUUUCUGGCGAGUUGUGUUUGAUUUGUUUGCAGGUGGUACCGACACCACGGCGGUGGUUACCUCUUGGGCGAUUCUGUAUCUAUCUGUUCACGCAGAUGUUCAAAGAAAGGUACAAACUGAGUUGGAUACUGUUGUUGGGCGUGGCCGCCAACCGAAUACUCUUGAUCGUCCAGACCUACCCUACUGCAAUGCUACUAUAACAGAGGUCAUGCGAAUACGCCCCAUCCUUCCGGUCUCAGUUCCUCAUAUGACAUCUGAUAACGUUUCAUUCAGAGGCUUUACGAUUCCAAAGGGAAGCAUCAUUGUUCCAAACCUGUGGGCUGUUCACCAUGAUCCCAAGGAAUGGAAUGAACCGGACAGAUUUAACCCAGAUCGUUUUCUCAGUGCUGAUGGAAAACAAUUCCAGAAGAACGAGGCGUGGAUGCCAUUUGGUGUUGGUCGUCGUGAUUGUGUUGGUAGUCAGCUGGCCAAAAUGGAAACCUUCCUCUUGUUCACCAAUCUCUUCCAACAGUUUGAAUUCAAGCUUCCUCCUAACCAACCGAACCCAAGCAUGCGUGGAGCGAAUGGAAUCACCAUGAAUCCAGAACCCUACAAAGUUUGCGCCAUCGAGCGCUGAUUUUGUCUUCAUACGCUGCAUUAAUCUUCCAAUACAAUUAAUUUUUCAGUGAGAGAAAUGCGAUUGUUUAAAAUGUUAUGUCUCAUGUUAAGGUUUAUUUGGGCAUCUUAUCUAUUAGUUUAGUAUAUUGCACAAGUCAUCCCCGAACAUAAUUGUUUAGAAAAAACGUAUUCAGUUUGCUUAUGUAUAUGCAUUAAUUAUGCUGCAUUUAAUAUAUGUCUAUCAUAAUGAUCAUUCUUCUUCGUUAUUAUUAUUUUUAUAUAUUAUACACGAUUAUUGAUUUAAAUUUCGUGGGCUUUAUAAAUAUAAAACAUCGACGUAUAUCAAUUUCCACAGCUAAUAAAUAAUUGAAUGUACAGGUGAAUAGCCUUUCCAUUUCCAUGUAAAAGGGAUUUCUUUUUAUAUAACAAGACCAACGAACAAAAAAACGCUCAUUAUAUAAAUACGACUAGCAUUACAAGAAAUAAUCAUUUUUUGAAUUUCUAGAAGAAAAACAAAAAAUGAUUUCAUAUUCUGAUGACAAUCCUUGGUACAGGCCAUAUAGGCAUACCAACUUCUUAUUCCAUUUUCCCAAUUUUAUUCCCGACUUUAUUUAAUGUCAAUGUGCCAAAAUCUAUGCUAGUAUUACUUGUUUCAUAUCUUGUUGCAAAAAAUUUUGCCAUAAAUAAGCAUUAUGACAUUCAAGUAGCAAAAUUCAUUAUCAAUCUCUUGGAAUACAUUAUUUUACUUUAUUUUUCUGUAAAUAUCUAUAGUAUCAUCUGUAAAGCGCUUAUAUUUCGUUAUCGUGCGCCAUCAAAUCGUAACGUAGAACAUUCAUUAUAAUGUUACAGAAUCUAAAAGAUUUACCCUGAUUAGCUAAUUUAAUGCCUUGUUUAUAAUUAUAUGCAGUUGUAAAUGGUGGCGGUUUUACUUUUUAUUUCUAUUUUUAAAUGAUGAAUUAAGUGUAAUCCAUCUCACAUGUUUGUAUCAUUAAUGCAACAGUAACAGUUACACCGCCAACCCGACGCCAAGACGAUUCAAAACUGACGGAUUCUCCGUCAUUAGUGAUAUGAAAAUAUCUAGAUCAUCCUGUUUCAUCGUUCUGGUUGGUGUAACUGGGGUAUUAUAAUAUGGUCCUAGGUUUUUUUUAAAAUUAGGAGUAAUGAAUCGGAAAUAUAUAAUCAGCAAUAUUUACAAGGUAUGGAGGAAAAAUGCUACAUGGCCUAUUAUAUCUUUACAGCAGACAUGAAAGAGCCCUUAGAAAAGUUAAUGUACAACAAUAUGACUUAUAAGUCAUAUUGAUAACAAUAAUCUUUUAAAUAGUUCUCAAAUCAAAUUCCUCCUGUGAUUUUGCACUUAUUGACUUUAAUGAUCAUGUCCUUAAUAAUAUAAAUUAUAACUUGCACUCACUUGGUAUAUUUCUCGAUUUAAGUAAGGCGUUUGAUGUAAUUAAUCCUAAUAUUUUACUUUCUAAGUUAGCUGAUUUUGGUAUACUUGGUAUUGCAAUUAAUUGGUUUAAGGAUUAUUUAUCUGACCGUUUUCAUUAUACUGUUUACAAAAAUGUUAUUUCUCAUCAUGAGAGGGUCCGGUGUGGAGUCCCCCAGGGCUCAACACUGAGCCCGCUCCUUUUUUGAUUUAUAUAAAUGAUCUGUGUAAUGUUUC
Strongylocentrotus purpuratus (purple sea urchin) is the source of this 3231-nucleotide messenger RNA. RefSeq names its product cytochrome P450 2J2. Gene Ontology annotation, cellular component: intracellular membrane-bounded organelle; cytoplasm. The record is from RefSeq and is a predicted model, not a curated record. Gene Ontology annotation, biological process: xenobiotic metabolic process. NCBI's taxonomy places the organism in Eukaryota, Metazoa, Echinodermata, Echinoidea, Camarodonta, Strongylocentrotidae. Gene Ontology annotation, molecular function: iron ion binding; oxidoreductase activity, acting on paired donors, with incorporation or reduction of molecular oxygen, reduced flavin or flavoprotein as one donor, and incorporation of one atom of oxygen; heme binding. The transcript is spliced from 4 exons. The coding region runs from base 136 to 1590 and encodes 484 amino acids.